Molecule: messenger RNA, 2260 nt
Organism: Planococcus citri (citrus mealybug)
Lineage: Eukaryota; Metazoa; Arthropoda; Insecta; Hemiptera; Pseudococcidae
Product: ATP-binding cassette subfamily G member 4-like
Exons: 12
Coding region: 288-2156 (622 amino acids)
Biological process (GO): transmembrane transport
Cellular component (GO): membrane
Molecular function (GO): ABC-type transporter activity; ATP binding; ATP hydrolysis activity
Source: RefSeq, a predicted model, not a curated record
CUGGACACCUUGUAUGCGAACAUCAUUGAGUCAGAGUCGCAUGCGCCGCACAGCUGCGUUCGUUCGCCACAAUAAUGAAGUCGUUAAGCAGGGCCGAACGUUUCAGAAAACACAGUGUUAGCGUACAUAGUUAUGUAUAAGUCUUAUUAUCGUCGCGGUCGUACAGUACGACUUCUGUGUUUGUUUUUUCAUUACGAGUAGAUGUGAUGAAGAUGCGAAGAAUUCGGUAAAAGAGUAAAUAUUUGACCGCCGGUAGUUGGUGAAGUGUUGUUGGGUAUUAACGUAAAAUGUCGUCGAUUGAUUUGGAUUGUUUUAACGAUGAAUCGGACCGAAUUAAGUUACCCAAGAAGCAGGAGACUGUUGAUAUACAUUUCGAGGAUAUUUCUUAUACGGCUGUGAGAAGAAGUUUCGAUUUUUGGAGAUGUGAAAAAAAAGACAUCCUGAAGAAUGUAAACGGCGAUUUUCAAAGUCGUAAAUUGACCGGAAUAAUCGGACCGUCCGGUAGCGGCAAAACCACCUUAUUGGAUAUCGUUUCCGGAUACAGAUUACGAGGUGUAUCGGGUUACGUGUAUGUUAACGGCGGCCAGAGGAACAUCAAAAAAUUAAUCAAACAAAGUUGCUACAUUAUGCAAGAUGAUAAACUACAACAAUUAAUUACCGUUCACGAAGCGAUGACGUUCGUAUCCAACGUUAAAUUAGAUGUUAGCGUAACAAGAAACGAAAAACAAAGUAAAAUAGCAGAAAUAUUAAAAAAUUUAUCGCUAUCCGAAUGUCAUCAAACUCUAACCAAAAAUCUAUCCGGAGGUGAACGAAAGAGACUAGCUAUUGCUUUAGAAUUAAUUAGCAAUCCGCCCGUGUUAUUUUUGGACGAACCUACCACCGGUUUAGACAGCAAAGCAGCCCGACAGUGUUUAGAAGUGCUGCAGAAUCUGGCGUUCGAAGGCAGAACUGUGAUUUGCACCAUUCAUCAGCCUAGCGCGUUGUUGUUGAAUAUGCUACAUAAUAUUUACGUACUUUCGAACGGAUAUUGCAUUUAUCAAGGAACUGUUAAUAAUCUGCUGGCGUAUUUGUCGUCGAAUAAUUUCAUCUGCCCGGUUUAUUAUAAUCCUGUCGAAUAUGUGAUCGAAUUAUGCGUUUUGGGAUCAAGUGAUUACACGGAGACCUUGAAAGACGCAAUCAGAAACGGAAAAUCACAAGAGUGGUUAGAUUCUCCAGCAUGUUGGAGUAAUAUACCUCUGAACACCUUGAACUUGAGAGCAAUUCAACGAAACGAAUUGGAGAACGAUUUUCGUUACGCUACCUCGCUUAGAACUCAAAUCAGUCAUUUAUUGAACAGAAUUUUAGUAACUUCUUUGAGAAAUCAGUUCCUGACUCGUCUCCGAAUGAGUAUAAAUAUUUCAGUCGGCGUAGUAUUGGGAUUAUUUUUCCGUAAUAUUGGAAAAGACGCAGCUCAAACGUCGAAUAAUUUUAAUUUAUUAUUUUUUUGUCUUUUAUUCGUCAUGUUUAACGCAUUGACUUCGAAAAUAAUCACUUUUCCAGAUGACCUGCCUGUGAUCAGACGAGAGCAUUUCAAUCGAUGGUAUUCUCUCAAAGCUUAUUUUAUAUCGACAACUCUUGGCGAUGCGCCUAUUCAAGUUAUAAGCACCACGAUUUUCAUAAGCCUGGUGUACGUGUUAUCCGGCCAACCGUUAGACUGGUGGAGAAUUAUUAUGUUUUUGACCAUAAUAAAUUUAAUAGCGUUAUUGUUUCAAGAUUACGGUAUCUUAGUCGGUACUUUAUUAAGUGUCGAGAACGGAUUGAUAUUUGGGCUGUUUACAAUAUCACCGUGGGUCAUGUUUUCCGGAUUCUUUUUGUAUUAUAGGGAUGCAGAAUGGUAUUUUCAAUGGCUUUAUGAUAUAUCGGUGCUGAGACAUGGGCUCGAAGGGCUUAGUAUCGCGGUGUAUGGAUAUGGACGUAGAAGACUGCCAUGCUCAAAAAUAUUCUGUUAUCACAUUUCUCCGAAAGAGUUUCUACAAUUCGUUGAUAUCAAAGAAUGCACAUCAAUUUUAGGUUUUAAUAUCGACAGAUAUCUGAUAAAUCUUGUCUACAUUUUGAUUUUAUUUUUAGUCGUAAAGAUGACAUGUUACUUUGUACUGAGACGUAAACUUCGUUCGUAAAAAAUGACGAAUGAAUCGAACUAGUCAUUAACAUUACCAAAUUUUCCAUUGAUUUCUUUUUUUUAUUACUUGUUACGUGAAUACAUGUUCUUUCAUUUUGUGUA